CGCCGGCGCGCGUCCUCGCCCGGAAGGACGGCUACGCGGGAGGGCCCAGUGUGGGCGGAGGAGACCCUUCGGCCUCAAGAUGUCGUACAUGCUCCCGCACCUGCACAAUGGAUGGCAGGUGGAUCAGGCCAUCCUUUCAGAAGAAGACCGCGUGGUCGUCAUUCGGUUUGGACACGACUGGGACCCUACUUGUAUGAAGAUGGACGAGGUUUUGUACAGCAUAGCUGAAAAGGUUAAAAAUUUCGCAGUAAUUUAUCUUGUGGAUAUUACAGAAGUACCUGACUUCAACAAAAUGUAUGAGUUAUACGAUCCGUGUACUGUCAUGUUUUUCUUCAGCAGGAGCUCUAACGGUGGAAAACCCAAGGCGCUUUUUCGUGGGAUUCUUUUUGGGCCAGGCUUUCACAGCGCGGGCGUCUCCCUCUGCAGGAACAAGCACAUCAUGAUCGACCUGGGCACCGGCAACAACAACAAGAUCAACUGGGCCAUGGAGGACAAGCAGGAGAUGAUUGACAUCAUCGAGACGGUGUACCGGGGCGCCCGCAAGGGCCGCGGCCUGGUUGUGUCCCCCAAGGACUACUCGACAAAGUACAGAUACUGAGCUGCCCUGGCCCCGCACACGGACGCUGUGUGCUCGUGCUCACGUGGAAGUGUUUACACUCUUUAAGCCUUUGAGGAAGCGUUUGGAAAAGCACGCGGUGCUCACGGCGCUGGAGGGUUUGCAGUGAGGGUGGCAUUGCUUUGACUUUCAGUCCACCUGGUCGUUGUAUUUUUGUAUUAGCAACUCUCUGUAAAUAUCCAGCUGAAAUAAAUAAAACAGAUGGUGCUGGGA
Messenger RNA from Camelus dromedarius (Arabian camel), 829 nucleotides. It is a transcript of the gene TXNL4A, whose product is annotated as thioredoxin like 4A. The record is from RefSeq and is a predicted model, not a curated record. The transcript has 4 exons. Lineage: Eukaryota; Metazoa; Chordata; Mammalia; Artiodactyla; Camelidae. Gene Ontology annotation, biological process: mRNA splicing, via spliceosome. Gene Ontology annotation, cellular component: U5 snRNP; spliceosomal complex; U4/U6 x U5 tri-snRNP complex. The coding region runs from base 80 to 598 and encodes 172 amino acids.